UAAAAAAAAAAAAAACCGUGUUCCAAUUUUAAGCAACAUAAUUUAGAGACAAUUUAUUAUCCAGGCAGAACAAGUACAAGUCAUGGCGAAUAUCCCAAUUCAAAAUCCAGUUAUUUUACAGCAAAGGCCCAAAGAAUGGACCCCACUCUAGUUUUCUAAGUGCAGUGACGUGUCAAGAUCUCGGGGCCCAAUCUUUUCAUUGAGAUUCUUAGCCGUGGAUUACUCUUUUCCCUCUGAUCUUUAUAGGGUUUGGCAAGAGGGCCCCUUACUCUUUCUCCUUGUAUGGAACCCAGUAAACAAGUGGGGCUCUCUUUUUCAUCCCUAAGUUGUUUUUGGCUUUUCUCUUCAAUAUGGAGAACAAACAAAACAUUGAACCGGAAAAUGACGAGGUUAACGACUCGAAGAUAUUAUCCGCUGAUCCAUUACUCGGCGAUUCUGAAGAAUACACCAUUACAGCAGUAGGGCAGCAUGUAACUGACGCUGAACGUGUCGUCCCUUCUCCGCCGCCGUCAACAGAUAUUGUGCCUUUGUUAAAGGAAGAGCCGGCAGAAAACGAUUUGCGAGGAGGCACUAUGUCAGUUGGGCUAAAUAUGCAACUGCAAAAGGUAGAAAAACCGCUUGCUAAAAGAUCCUCAAAAGACAGGCACACGAAAGUUGAAGGCCGUGGUCGGAGAAUCCGGAUGCCGGCGGCGUGUGCUGCUAGAAUCUUCCAAUUAACACGGGAACUAGGCCAUAAAUCCGACGGUGAGACUAUACGUUGGCUUCUAGAACGCGCCGAGCCAGCUAUUAUUGAAGCUACCGGAACGGGUACGGUUCCGGCGAUUGCCGUAUCAGUUAACGGAACGCUGAAAAUACCGACGACAUCGCCGGCGACAAAUAGCGAAGGAGAAAACGCGACGAAGAGGAGGAAAAGGGCCGCGAACAGCGAGUUUUAUGACGUGCAUGAGCCGUCUAAUUUUGCACCAGUGGCUCCAAUUGCCCCGCAAAGUCUCCUUCCUGUUUGGGCAGUGGCCUCUGGUAAUGGGCUUGUACCCACCACCAGUGGGACGACUUUCUUUAUGGUGCAGCCGCCACCCACUAGUACUACUACUAUUGCUACUGCUGGGCCUUCGUAUCCACCUCAGUUGUGGGCCACCCCAAUAUAUAAUAUUCCAGGAAGGCCCAUUUCAAAUUAUGUAUCUGGAAUUAGCUAUGCAGGGGUCUCUGCUGCUGCUGAAGGUCAAGUGAGUUCGUCAAAAAGUGAUGGGAAUGUUUCAGCCAUGGCUCCAAGUUCCAGUUCUACUGGUGUUACCACUACUACAACCACAAGUACUACUACUACACAGAUGCUUAGGGAUUUUUCAUUGGAGAUUUAUGACAAAAGAGAGCUUCAGUUUAUGGUUGGUUCUGGUUCUAGUGAAAAUGAUCAAACUUCUUCCUCCAAAUCCUGAUACAUUUUCAGUUGGGGCAGAAAAUCGGUUAGGGUUCUAGGCCCAUAAAGUACUCUUUUAGUUUCUUUUUUGUUUUAAUUUUCCAUGUCUUUUGUUAUCUAAUCUGACGGAUAAGCAUCUAGCAUUUCUAUGUUUUUAGUUAGGUCUUAGCUUUAAUAUUUUGCUUGUAGAUAACUCCUUGAGCUUUUAGAAUUUGGUUCCUCCUUUUGAAGUAAGCUCUGUUUUGAUGACAAAGGUUGGUUAACUUUGGAUGUCAACUUGCUAAAUACUUUUUAGUGCUGGGGCACUCAA
Molecule: messenger RNA, 1721 nt
Organism: Nicotiana tabacum (common tobacco)
Lineage: Eukaryota; Viridiplantae; Streptophyta; Magnoliopsida; Solanales; Solanaceae
Product: transcription factor TCP19-like
Cellular component (GO): nucleus
Molecular function (GO): DNA-binding transcription factor activity; sequence-specific DNA binding
Source: RefSeq, a predicted model, not a curated record